Messenger RNA from Mobula hypostoma (lesser devil ray), 2532 nucleotides. Its product is annotated as male-specific lethal 3 homolog. Gene Ontology annotation, biological process: chromatin organization; regulation of DNA-templated transcription. Gene Ontology annotation, cellular component: NuA4 histone acetyltransferase complex; nucleus; MSL complex. NCBI's taxonomy places the organism in Eukaryota, Metazoa, Chordata, Chondrichthyes, Myliobatiformes, Myliobatidae. The record is from RefSeq and is a predicted model, not a curated record. The transcript is spliced from 13 exons. The coding region runs from base 315 to 1913 and encodes 532 amino acids.
UACAACUCCCAGAACCGCGCGGGCGGCCGCCGUCGCCGCUGCUGUUGGCUAAUUUUUUUAUACCGAAAACUGCAAAUAGCAUAACCGGUUGGCCGAAUACCGUCUCAAAAGGGAGGCGGAGUGCGUGGGCCGCGGAUCGGAUUGGCGGAGCAGCCGUGGGAUGAGUCGCUGCCGGUGUGAGGCCUGGGGCGGGUCGGCUACGCCUUUGUCUGUCGGACGGUCCCGCUGAGGCAGAGUUGUCCGGUCAGGUGCCGGCCUAGCGCGGCUGUGACGGCAGGGUUAAACGGCUUCACCUCGAGCUUCAUCAUGACCAAAUGAACACACGGGGAAUGAAAUUUAAAUUCCGAAAAGGGGAACGAGUUCUUUGCUUCGAGCCAGACCCGACAAAAGCCAAGGUCCUAUAUGAUGCCAAGAUCGUUGAUGUUGAAGUUGGUAGAGAUGAGAAAGGUCGAAAAAUCCCAGAAUAUCUGAUUCAUUUCAAUGGUUGGAACAGAAGCUGGGAUAGAUGGGCAGCAGAAGAUCAUGUACUUCGUGACACGGAUGAGAAUCGCAGAUUACAACGUAAAUUGGCCAAGAAAGCUGUGGCUCGCAUGAAAAACAAAGGGAAAAAGAAACGUCGUUGCCGGCUCCCUGGUGUUGACUCGGUUCUAAAAUGUCUUCCUGUUGAUGAAAAAGAAGAGAAUGAUGAAAACUCUUUAAGUGCUACUUCUAAUGAUGACAUUGAUGACGAUGAUGAUGAUGAUGAAGAUGAUGUAGAUGGUUCGGAUGAAGAGUUAUUAGACUGCGAAGAUGACAGUGAACCAGAAGAGAUAGUAGAAAUGAAGGAAGAUCAAGAGACUUGCUCGAAGAAGGAAAUGGAAGAGAAAAGUAUAAACAUAGAAAUUCCUGAAAUUCUAAAAAAGAAAUUAGAGGAUGAUUGCUAUUAUAUCAACAAAAGGAAAAAGCUGGUGAAACUUCCAUGCAAGACAAACAUUAUUAAUAUUUUGGAAUCCUACGUGAAACAUUUUGCAAUUAAUGCAGCUUUCUCAGCCAACGAAAGAUCUCGACAUCAUCAGAGCAACUCGCAGAUUCCAAUGAAUCCUCAUUACAUUCCACCUGAGAAGAAUGUUGAACUUUGUAAAGAAAUGGUGGAUGGUUUAAGAAUUACAUUUGACUUUACUUUGCCUAUGAUUUUGCUCUAUCAGUAUGAGCAUGCCCAGUUCAAGAAGAUAACUUCAUCCAAAUUUUUUGUUCCAAUCAAAGAAACAUUGUCACAUAUUAGACCUCAUAAGGAACAUUCACCAAGUCCUCCUCCUCUUCUGAACCCAUCAACCCCUCAGUCCACAGACAGCCAGCCAUUGUCAGGUGACCCUUCAACACCGAAGCGACGUAGGAUUGAUCCUGAAUCCGUUCAAUCGUUGAGGCGGUCUAUGCGGCAUGUGUCAGGCUGUGAUAGAUUAUCUGAAAGCAAUGCAUCUCCUCAGUCAAAGCGCCGGUUUUAUGAAACUGCCACCCAAAUGCCCAAGUUACUUUUACACUUGGAGAAAAAAACACCUGUCCAUAGUGGGAGUUCUUCUCCUGUUGCCCUCACACCUAGUAAAGAAGGGGUUGCAGUAUUUGAUAGUAGAAGGAACAAUGAACUAAGUGAGGUAUUAUCUUGGAAAAUGAUGCCAGAUAAUUAUCCAUUAACUGAACAGCCUCCUGCGCCUUCUUACAUCUAUGGAGCUCAGCAUCUGUUGCGACUGUUCGUGAAGCUGCCAGAGCUCUUGGGCAAAAUGCAAAUUACUGACAGGAACGUCAAAGUCUUGGUAAAACAUCUCGAGUUGUUUCUAAGGUUUUUAGCUGAAUACCAAGAAGACUUUUUUCCAGAAUCUGCAUAUGUAGCUGCAUCUGAAGCUUACUAUUCUACAAAACGUCCUCAGGCUGUCUAUUGAAGAACUAGCAGAACUGUAAAUUAACCCACAUUGUUACUUUUAGCCUUGUGGUUAUAGUCUGAAGAAAGUAAAUUAUCUUCAGCAGCUGAGAAGAAAGGAGGGCUUGUGUUCUCUUAAGUGGUGCUGCUUGCUGGAAAUCUGUUGACUACAUUGUGGAGAUGGACCACAUUGUGCUUGAACUUGCUACUUUGCUUUCGUCUCUGCUUGUUGCCCUGAGCACAUCCCGUUCUUCUUUGAUGAAGCAAAUGACUGCCUGUAGAAGUUCCUUCUGCAAAUGGACAAAAUGCAUUCUGAAAUGCAAGUUGCAUUUAUUGAGCAAGACUUAAUUUCUGUACAAAAUUAUUUGAACAUCCAUCUUAAAGUAUUGACUAACCAUGUUUUAAGGUGAGAUUCUGAAAUGACGCAAUUGAAGAAAAAGUAAUGUCAUUUGCAGUAGUGUUUGCUAUCAGAAAUAAAUUUUUGCUAUAUGGUAAGACUUUUUAAUGUUAUUUUAUUUACUUAGCAAUACAGCAUGAAGUAGGCCCUCUGGCCCUUCGAGCCAUGUCAUCCCUGCAACCCCAAUUAAAUUAACCCUGACCUAACUACACAACAGUUUACAAUGACCCAGUAUAUCUUUGGA